CCGCCAAGAAACUGCAGAAGAAGAACGCUGCUGACACGCGGAACCUUUGUUCAGCAUCCUGCGUUCUCCACGGACCGUUUUCAGUAACGUCCACGAUGGCUGUGAGGAAAAUGCGCGAGGCAGAGCUCAUAGGAGACACCACGGUCCCUCAGUCUGAGGACAGCCAUGAGUCUGAGGAAGGAAGCGAUGAUGGAGGAGGAAGCAGCAGAGAUGCUGCUGGAUGGAGGGAGGAGGGAAAAGACGAAGAUGGAGGAGGUGGAACCAUGGAUGGAUGGGCCGAUGCCAUGGCAAAGAUCCUGGGGAAAAAAAACUUGACAGGCGGGAGCAACAUCCUGGUGAAGAGCAAAGAGGUGGAGAAGAUGAAGGCAGCCGAGAGACAGGAGCAAGAGAAAAGACAGAAACAGGUCGACAAGCGGCAAAGGUGGGAGAUGAUGUUUAGAGACAAACCAGACGUCAUCAAAGAUCGUGAGACUGAAAAGGCUCUUCAGAGAAUCGCCACCAGGGGUGUGGUUCAGCUGUUCAAUGCCGUGAGGAAACAUCAGAAAACGGUGGACGAGGUGGUGAAAGAUGCUGGUGGAUCUGAGAGGAAGAAGGCCAAGAUUUUGUCUUCUUUCUCCAAGAAAGACUUCAUCUCGGCCCUGAGGAGGGAGGACAGAGCCGGCAAAACCUGGGGUGCCGCUCAGGAUGAAGCUACUCCUGCAGCAGAGAACAAGCCGUCCUGGAGCGUCCUCAGAGACGACUUCAUGAUGGGAGCCUCCAUGAAAGACUGGGACAGAGACAGUGACGGGAACGAGCACAGAGGAGGAAGACUGGAGUCCGAUUCUGACUGACAGAGCCACGUUGCCUUCAGGGACAGUCUGGAAACAGACACGUUUCCAGACUGUCCCUGAAGGACAGUCUGUCUUGAUGCUUCCUGUUUUGAGAUCAAACCAGGGAUGAAACCAUGGAGAUGGGUCAGUUCUGGUGUUCCAGCAGGACUGAGAAUGUUCAGUGGGCAUGUGGUGAAUCUCAGAUUUUUAUUUUCCAUCUUUAUCGGAGCAUCUUCAGCAGGGAUUCUGGUGCAUUUGAGUCAUCCAGACCUGCUUUCAAAACCUGGAUGAUGAUGUUCCUUCCUCCUGUAGAGCUUCCUGUUUCCUGCUUCUGUUUUCCUCUGAGCUCCUUUGACUCGGAUUUUCACUUAAACAGCUUUUUUUCAUCGUCUUUUUUAAAAGUGUCCUCAGUUUCCUCUGUCAGUCAGAAACGUCCACAAGAACCACAGAAGACUUUUUCAGUGAUGAUCCCACGAAGAAGAAACAUGUUUCACGUUUUUGUUGUCUGCUCAGUUUAAAUAAAGUUCAGUUCUCAUCCGA
Molecule: messenger RNA, 1349 nt
Organism: Melanotaenia boesemani (Boeseman's rainbowfish)
Lineage: Eukaryota; Metazoa; Chordata; Actinopteri; Atheriniformes; Melanotaeniidae
Gene: rrp15
Product: ribosomal RNA processing 15 homolog
Exons: 5
Coding region: 96-830 (244 amino acids)
Biological process (GO): maturation of 5.8S rRNA; maturation of LSU-rRNA
Cellular component (GO): preribosome, large subunit precursor
Source: RefSeq, a predicted model, not a curated record